Molecule: messenger RNA, 2088 nt
Organism: Williopsis jadinii
Lineage: Eukaryota; Fungi; Ascomycota; Saccharomycetes; Phaffomycetales; Wickerhamomycetaceae
Exons: 1
Coding region: 1-2088 (695 amino acids)
Biological process (GO): protein O-linked glycosylation via mannose
Cellular component (GO): membrane; endoplasmic reticulum
Molecular function (GO): dolichyl-phosphate-mannose-protein mannosyltransferase activity
Source: RefSeq, a predicted model, not a curated record
AUGGCGAAGUUGGCCGGUGACGAACCCGUCCAGGUGAUCAAGAAAGGUCCAAAGAGACCAUACAUCACCACUGAGAUCGAUGAGAAGUCCGUUAAGGAGACGGAAUUGGUGCAGAAUGACUACUUAUUUAUCUUCAUUGCAAGUGCCAUCUCCAUGGGUCUUAAGCUGUAUUCGAUCAGUGAUCCUUCCUUGGUCGUGUACGAGGAGGUCACCACGCUGAAGCACAUCAACAGCUACAUCCAUGGUGUGUACUUCAACGGCGUUGCGCCGCCAUUGGCGGACCUCAUCUACACCUUCAUCGCAUACAUCCUGGGGUACCGUGGUGAUGAUGAGGUGCCAGACGCUACUGUCGCCGUCCACGCAGUGACUUCGUUCCCAUUCGUCGCCUUGAGAGCCGUCACGGUGCUCUUCUCCACUGUCCAUGUGGCGGUGGCCUACCUCACCCUGAGAUCUUGCACGGUGAAGCCAGUGGUGGCUCUCGUCACGUGUCUCCUCCUCGCCAUGGAGAACCUGUUCAUAUUGGACUCAAGAUUGAUUAUACCUGACACGCUCUUUCUGCUGGGACUGUCGUUGACCGUGCUCUCUGCUAAGAGACUCACCAACUCUGAGCCUUUCUCCAGACUGUGGUUCAAGAACUUGAUUCUGACGGGGUUGGCCAUGGGUCUUUCUGCCUCGACAAAGUGGAUUGGCUUUGCCACCAUCGCCUACGUCCUGGCGCUUGCCCUGCUGAAAGUAUGGCUCAUCCUCGGUGAUGUUGAGGUCUCAAACUGCAAGGUGACGAAGCACGUCACCUCCAGGGCUUUGGCGUUCCUCGUGGUGCCAGCAGUGGUUUACUUCUUGACCUUUGUCGUCCAUAUCGAGCUUCUUACCCAGUUCAACAGAGACGCUGCGCUCUUGCCGUCACACUACCAAAGAGACCUUAUUGGCAAUGGCAUCUCAGACAUCCCAAAGUACGUCACUUACGGCUCCAGGGUGACAAUAAGACACAAGGAAUCCCUCGGCGGCUACCUCCAUUCGCAUAAGUACAACCUGAGAACCGGCUCCAAGAACCAGCAGGUCACCGUGUACGACUACCAGGAGUUCAACAACGAGUGGAUCGUGGUUCCGUUCCGCCAGCCGCCUGCCAAUGACCCGAGGGUCAAGCGUGAUGCCUCCGUGUUCCUGAGACACGCAGCUACCGGUGCCAUGCUCAGGGUUGAUCCAAAGCUGAAGCCUCCAGUGUCUGAGCAGGACUACAACAGAGAGGUGAGUUGCUUUGGGAACUCGACUUACCAAGGCAACGAGACCGAGACUCUCAAGCUGAAGUGGGACCAGGCGAAUGGCCAGUACCUCACGGCGGUAGACACCGAGUUCACCAUCGUCAACCCUAAGAAGUCGUGCACCAUACUGAGCCACGACUUGAAGCUUCCAAGCUGGGGUUAUAACCAGCAAGAGGUGCUCUGUAUUGAAUCUCCAAACGCUGAGCGUGCCAAAUUCAUCGUUGAAAGUGUCAAAUACCCAGCUGACUUCAACACGAGCAUCUUGAAUGAGCUGGAUGAGAAGCUGGAGCACCGUCCACUCUCCAUCUUUGGUAAAUUCCUCGUCUUGACCAGAAUUGCUGUCCGCUUGAUCCAGAGAAUCGAAGUGCCUAACGACUUCCUGGGGGUUGCAAAGAAAUGGCCAAUGUUGUUGACUGGAGCCGCUUUGGUCAGCACUAGCGACAUAACCGUGCUUGCUCUUGGAAACCCAGUCACCUUCUACUUGUCUCUUGUGCUCAUCCUGGUUGCGCUGGCUAUAUCACUGAUCAGUGUAGUCCGUGGGGACUGCACAAGAUCUCUCUUGAACUACAGGGCCAAUGCCUUGGGCUUUGUUGCUGGUUGGGCCUUCCACUUCCUGCCAUACGUGUACUUUGAGGGCAACUACCACCUGACAGACUAUGCGCCUGCUCUGUACUUUGGUGUCCUGCUGAUCGGCGUCACUCUCCAGUACUCAUUGGACAAGAACAGGAACUUUGGUACUGCGCUGAUGAUCAUCACGCUGGUGUCGAUGUAUUACAUGUUCCUGAAGGUUAUGAGUGUGGUCUAUGGAACUACACUAAAGCAUACAUGA